This is a messenger RNA of Penicillium verrucosum, 326 nucleotides long. RefSeq lists its product as uncharacterized. The record is from RefSeq and is a predicted model, not a curated record. The transcript is spliced from 3 exons. NCBI's taxonomy places the organism in Eukaryota, Fungi, Ascomycota, Eurotiomycetes, Eurotiales, Aspergillaceae. Bases 33 to 326 code for a protein of 97 amino acids.
CUUCCACCAGCUACCAAAUCAUCACCGCCAUAAUGCGCAUUUCAGCCCUCGCCUUCGCUGCUAUUCUGUCGCUGGCCUCGGCCAAGAAGAUCAACAUGCACUGUAACUUCGCUGAGGACGACACCGGCAUGGUUCAGCAGCCCUUCUGCUGCCGUGAUAUGGCGCCUGCACGGGGAAACUCGAAGGCAAAUGAGGCAACGGACUGUGAUCAAUUGGAUCAGCCUCAGCUGUGUGAGGAUCAGUCUCGGCCAGCGUGUUGCUAUACUAUUGGGCCGAAGAAGAUCUGUACUGGACAUGUUAUUUUCCAGGAUGCGCAAGAUGUUUAG